UGCAGGCAGGGAGAAGUAAAGACGCAACCAGGAAGUGGGCGCGAGGGUGCUUUUAGCAGACGGGCAGGCCAAAAGAAAGAGAAAGAAAGAGGGAGGGAAGGAAGGAGGGGGCGCUUCGUCGGAAACGGCUUCCCCCCCCCCCUCUUCCCUGCUCCCUCUUUUGGAUCCAAGAAGCAAACUGGCGCGAGGUUGCUCUUGAUCCCGUCUCAACGGCUUUCGGCUUGGAAGGUGGGCUGGAAAGGAGGUAAUGAUCCAGCGUUAGCAUUGCAUUGCUCAUGAUGAUGUCCGGACUGCCGGAAGCCUUGAGCCGGCUGAGAGCAAAUUCUCUCCGCAGUUGCUUCAGCCUGGCAGGGCCCUCAGAGUCCACCAUGGUGUCUGUACCCAUCGAUAUUGACAAGGAUGAAGUUCGGAUCCUCAAGGUUUGUUUCCACAGCAACAGCUUCAACAUGGGCAAGAACUUCAAACUGGUGAAAUGUACAGUCAUGACGGAGAUACGGGAAGUAAUAAAGUCAAUCCUACAGAGUGGAAGAAUUGGUCCUGAUAUCCAGCUUGCUGAGUGCUAUGGAUUACGCCUGAAGCAUGUGAAAUCAGACGAGAUCCACUGGCUUCAUCCAGACAUGACAGUCGGGGAAGUCCAGGACAAAUAUGAAUGUUUGCACCUUGAGGCUGAAUGGAGGUAUGACCUCCAGGUCCGCUACCUCCCUGAAGAUUAUAUUGAACGCUUCCAAGAGGACCGGACAACGCUUCUGUACUUCUACCAACAGCUCCGGAGUGAAUACAUGCAACUUUACGCGAGCAAAGUAAGCGAAGGGAUGGCCCUACAACUAGGCUGCCUGGAGCUUCGGAGAUUCUACAAGGAUAUGCCCCACAAUGCUUUAGACAAGAAGUCCAACUUUGAAUUCCUGGAGAAGGAAGUGGGACUGGACGUGUUCUUUCCUAAGCAGAUGCAAGAAAGCUUGAAGCCAAAGCAGUUCCGCAAGAUGAUCCAGCAGACUUUCCAGCAGUAUGCACUCUUGAGAGAGGAAGAAUGCAUCAUGAAGUUCCUUGGCACCCUCUCUACCUUCGCCAACAUCGAUCAAGAAAACUAUCGCUGUGAAUUGAUUCAAGGAUGGAAUAUCACUGUGGACCUGGUGAUUGGCCCAAAAGGCAUCCGGCAGAUGACAAGUAAAGAAGCAAAACCCACUUGCUUGGCUGAAUUCAAGCAGAUCAAAUCCAUCAAAUGUACUACUGUGGAGGAAGGCAGAGCAUUGCUGCAGCUUGGUCUUACUGGGAACCCCCAGUCCUUGACUAUUAAGACAUCCUCCCUGGCUGAGGCAGAGAACAUGGCUGACUUAAUAGAUGGCUACUGCAGGCUGCAGGGAUGCUUGGAUACCUCCCUCAUCAUCCGACCCAACCGAGAGAAUGAGAAGAGGAUCAGUCUGCCUCAGGUCCCAAUACAGCAUAUAGAAGAAAAGAGGUCCACACUGAGGGAGAGCUUCAGCGGAGAUUCUGACAUUUAUGCUGAGAUUCCGGAUGAAGCAUCCAGACCCAUAUCUGGAGCCCAACAGUUUGUGAUUUCUCGAGAAGAUGUUUCCCUGGGCAGGAUCCUGGGAGAAGGUUUCUUUGGAGAAGUCUAUGAAGGUGUCUUCCUCAAUGAGAGUGGAGAGCGGGUUAGUGUUGCUGUGAAAACCUGCAAGAAAGAUUGCACUGCUGAGAACAAGGAGAAAUUCAUGAGUGAAGCAAUGCUCAUGAAAAAGAUGGACCAUCCCCACAUUGUGAAACUGAUUGGUAUCACGGAGGAGGAACCAACAUGGAUUGUUAUGGAACUCUAUCCUUAUGGAGAGUUGGGACACUACCUGGAGCAGAACAAGGCCAACCUGAAGGUGCAGACCCUUAUCCUGUAUACCUUGCAGAUUUGCAAAGCCAUGGCUUACCUGGAGGCUAUCAACUGUGUGCACAGGGACAUUGCUGUCCGUAAUGUGCUGGUAGCUUUGCCUGAGUGUGUCAAACUAGGAGAUUUUGGACUUUCCAGAUACAUUGAGGAUGACGAAUAUUACAAAGCAUCAGUGACUCGCCUACCCAUCAAGUGGAUGGCUCCAGAGUCAAUCAACUUUCGCCGUUUCACCUCUGCCAGUGAUGUUUGGAUGUUUGCUGUUUGCAUGUGGGAGAUCCUUAGCUAUGGCAAGCAGCCUUUCUUCUGGUUGGAGAACAAAGAUGUCAUUGGGGUGCUGGAGAAAGGAGACCGUCUCCCCAAGCCAGAUGCCUGUCCACCUAUCCUUUAUGCUCUGAUGACCCGCUGUUGGGAUUAUGACCCCAAUGACAGGCCCAAGUUCAAAGAAUUGGUCUGUAGUUUAAGUGACAUUUACCAGAUGGAGAAGGAGAUUGCACGGGAACAAGAGAAGAAUAAUCGCCGUCGCCCCCCCAAAAUCAUGGAGCCUACCUCUUUCCAAGAGCCCCCUCCAAAGCCCAGCAGACCAAAGUACAAACCACCUCCUCAGACCAAUUUACUGGCCCCCAAACUUCAAUUCCAGGUGCCCGAGGGUCUGUGUGCCAGCUCACCAACGCUCACCAGCCCCAUCGAGUACCCAUCACCUGUCAACUCUCUGCAUACCCCACCUCUCAACAGACACAAUGUCUUCAAGCGCCACAGCAUGAGGGAGGAGGAUUUCCUUAGACCCAGUAGCCGGGAAGAAGCCCAGCAACUGUGGGAGAUGGAACGGGCUAAAAUGCGUCAGCUCCUCGAUAAACAGCAGAAGCAGAUGGUGGAGGACUAUCAGUGGCUUCGGCAGGAAGAAAAAGCUUUGGACCCCAUGGCUUCUGUGAAGAGCAAUUCUAACCCCCCAAAACUACCAGAGAAGGAAACAAGCUACAAUGGCUUAGCUGAGUUUACAGGACCACCCAAAAAGCCACCCAGGCUUGGACCACAGAUGUCCCUACAGCCGACUCCCACAGCCAAUCUCGAUCGAACAGAUGAUCCUGUGUACAGUGAUGUCAUGGGGCUGGUGAAGGCUGUCCUGCGGUUGAAGAAUGAAGUCAGCAACCAUCCACCUGAGCGAUAUAUUCUAGUUGUUAAAGAUGUGGGUCUUUCUCUCCGAAAACUCAUUGGGAGUGUGGAUGACAUCCUUCCGGUUCUACCUGCAUCCUCACGCACUGAGAUUGAGGGUACCCAGAAGCUCCUAAAUAAGGACCUUGCGGAACUGAUCAACAAGAUGCGUCUGGCUCAGCAAAAUUCUAUGACCUCAUUGAGUGAGGAGUGCAAGCGCCAGAUGUUAACAGCUUCGCAUACUCUGGCUGUGGAUGCAAAGAAUCUCCUGGAUGCUGUAGACCAAGCCAAGAUGCGAGCCAACCUUGUGAAGGUCUCUUUUGAGUGAUCGAGAGGGCUGACUUACGGAUUUUUUAACCAUCCCUCCACAACUUUCACAUCCUGUCCCCCAUCCUGCCUCACCAAAAACUGCUUGUGUCUUUGAUUUUGUCAUGUCUGUCUUCUGAGAGCAACGGAGAAGCCAUGCUCAGGGCAAGGAAGAGACCUUUUUUUUUCCUUCAGUGUUCUGUGGACAAUGCUGCUAAGGGCCACUGUGUGCACGAGAGGAUCCUAGUCCCAAGGUGAGGAUUCUUUAAACCAAACUUUGAACUCUGAAUCUGCACCAGUCGUCCCAUCAUAGAAAGUGACUUCCGAAUAUAUUCUGUUUCCUUUGACAGUACCUCUGGCAUCAAGUGAUACAGUUUGUCCCACUGGUGAAAGGAAUCACAGGCAGGGAUGGGUGGGGUAGCUUAUGAGCCUCUACACUGUUCUCAGG
This is a messenger RNA of Thamnophis elegans (Western terrestrial garter snake), 3776 nucleotides long. It is a transcript of the gene PTK2B, whose product is annotated as protein tyrosine kinase 2 beta. The record is from RefSeq and is a predicted model, not a curated record. Gene Ontology annotation, cellular component: focal adhesion; cytoskeleton. Gene Ontology annotation, molecular function: ATP binding; protein tyrosine kinase activity. Lineage: Eukaryota; Metazoa; Chordata; Lepidosauria; Squamata; Natricidae. The coding region runs from base 276 to 3350 and encodes 1024 amino acids. Gene Ontology annotation, biological process: signal complex assembly; protein phosphorylation. The transcript is spliced from 31 exons.